Nilaparvata lugens (brown planthopper) is the source of this 2632-nucleotide messenger RNA. RefSeq lists its product as uncharacterized. The transcript has 5 exons. Bases 1023 to 1406 code for a protein of 127 amino acids. Lineage: Eukaryota; Metazoa; Arthropoda; Insecta; Hemiptera; Delphacidae. The record is from RefSeq and is a predicted model, not a curated record.
UAUCAUCUUUCUACUUGUCAAUACUAUAGAAAAACGGAAAGACUCCAUUUGAAAAGCUACAUUUUAGGACCACUUACAGUAUUAGCAGCCUGCACACAGGGACAAUAGUUGUUGCGGGAAUGUGGAAUUGGAAAUGUCCGGAACUCGAAUAUGAAGAUGGCAUUUCCAAUUCCAUGUUCAGUAAGCAUGCUGCUCACAGAUACAUUAGUGGCAUCCUCUAGCUACAUACUAUGUGAAAGUGGGAUUAGAAAUGUCAUGAACAUUUAAAUGAAAUUUCUAAUUCCACAUUUCUGCUAGUAGUUACCAGCUGCUACUAAUUUCUCUGUGUGCAGUCUGCUCUAGACAUGGGCUUGACUGGUCACUACCAUAUUGAAUUCUCAAAAUGUUAUUGAGUAUUCAGUAAGUUUUAUUAUUUUUGUUAAUUUCUCAUUUCAAAAGUUCCAAGAUAAGUUAUAAAAAUUUACUUUGCAUAAUUUAUAUUUGGUCGUUGCCAAUGACUGGGGUUUCCAGAUAGGCAGUGUCGGAAUUCUCAAUAAAAAUAACCUACAUGGUCAUUCACGCUGUGGAGGUGAUUGACUCCCAAAAAGAGGUUCACUGUAAAACUCCUGUAGUGAGUAGAGUGGCUUUUCCAGGAGUUUAUUUUUCAAAGUGGUAUAGAACCAAGAGUUCCGUGUUUCCUGAAUUGGUCUAGGAAGGCUGUUAAAAAAUCUUAUUGCCUGCGAAGGAAAGCUAUUGUAAUUCCCCGCCAGUCGGCUCCGGGGCACCUCCAGUCUAGUGGCAUGUCGCAUAUUGUGGCUGUGUACAUCACACCUUUUUUGAAACUGCACCAGGUUCUUCUUGAUAUACAUAAGCGAGCACAAUACAUAUUGACUGUACACUGUGAGUAUCCCAAGAUCCCUAAAUAGUAGCCUGCAGUGAUCCCUGAAGCUGGAAAAUGUCACUAUUCUCAGAGCCUUCUUUUGCAGUAGCAGCACAUCGUGGACAGCUGGUGCGUGACCACACAGGAGCAAUCCAUAGAUGAUAUGGCUGUGAAACAGCGAAUGAUAGGCCAUGACAAGACUUCUCUGAUCCACCACACAUCUCAGCUUACGAAGGAGAGACAAACUACUUUCCAGAGUAUGGAGUACCAUGUUUGUGGGAAAAUUGCAAAAGUAGUUGUUAACAGACUGGAAGAUGUAUCAACAUCGAGACCACAAAUCAAAGUUCAGGUUAAAGUUGAGAAACAGGAAAGUCCUUUUGAUGACAGUUGGAUUGGAGCUGCACGUAGUGAUACAGCUACUCAGCAGAUCAAGAUCGAGAAGCAGGAGGAUGAAUUUGGAGAAUGUGAAUUUGCAGCUAGCGACGUCAAAGAUGAGUCAUCCUCACACAAUGGUUCAACUUCCAAUCAGGCAAGUAUUCUAUCUUGACUAGAAUAAAUAAGUUAUGCAGUUUAGAUUGUUAUUUUUUCAUCAAAUUAUAAUUAAAACUUGUUUCUGAAUGAAAACUUUUCUUCCAGUUUCGGCAGAAGAACAGUAUGAAAAUGCAAAAUUGUUGAAAUUUCUAUCAAUUAACCAGAGUAAUCUUUAGUAGGCCUAUAAUAAAAGAAAGAAUCGGCUCAUACAAGUAGGGAUAGAAAACAUGAAUGAUGCAUCAUCACGUCUGAACUACUGAUCUGAUUAACUUUAAAUUUUGCAUUUAGAUUCCUAAUUUACUUAGAUGGUUAUAGGCCUAUGUUCAGUUCUUCAAGAUUUCAGAACGUCAAGUUUUAAGUUUGUCGAGUGCUUCAAACACACAAUUACAGAGCACAGGUCACUAGCUUGUUAUUAUUAUUAGCGCAUGGCUUGAAUUGUGGGAAGUCACACAGGAAGACCAGCUUGUUUAAAAUAGAUAGAUAGAAUUGUAUUCCCAUCAAAUUCAAGGAUCAAAAUCAAUGUCUAUAUCGCAAUAUUGUCAAUAACAUCACAAUUGUAUGAAUAGAGAAGAAAGUCCAUACUUCAUUGUUAUACAAUAAGUUGUAAGUAUUUUGACUAGCGUUCUUAUAUGUUCUCUGUUCACACCCACCAAACUAGCAAUCAGUUUAUCUUAAUCUAGAGAGCAGAACUUGAUGGCUGCUAUUCCAACUUCAACUACCCCUCACUCACCCAGUGCACAGUAGUACCUCUUGCCAGUCCAGGUGUACUGCAGAGUGCAGACGAAUAUCUGUACAGUUAUAGCUCUUUGGCAAACCUUAACGUGAAUGGCUGGCCUUAGCUUGCAAUUCCAUAAUCAUUGAACAACAUUACAAUUUCUAUCAUUAAACUGUAAUAUUAUCGUGAUAUAACUCAAUACAGCAGUCAAAUUUAGUAGUUGCUAUUCCUUCACGACUAUGGCUCAACUCACACUUACGCGACUCAGGUCGAGAAGAGACUCGACUCUAGUCAAUAGCAUGUGUUUCCAAAUGGUGACACUCAGACUAGUCGAUUUUAGUCUCCGCGACGUCAUUAUUUGAAAACAAAUGAAUCAAUCAACAGUUACUUGAGUAAUUUGACAGGACAAGGCAACACUGAUUACUCACUAUGGAAGGCUUCUAAGAAAAUAAAAACACCCAUCCAACAAGUUCCCCCUAUUAGGAAACUGAAUAGACAAUGGGCCAAGAAUAAUGAAGAAAAGGCAC